GAAAAAUUCAUUCACAAGAAGCUCGCGCUACAGAACACAAGUCGGAAUAGUUGGUGUAUACUCUCGUCAAAUCAGAUUUGUAAUCCUGCUGUGUAGUAGAAAACCUACAAUCACAUUGGUGGCCAUUCAGUGCUGAUAGAGACGUUGUGUCUAGCCGAAAAGUGACUUUCGUAGUUGAUGCAAUCGAAGAAGGGUAUUGCAGUGGUAUUUGGAAUCUAUUCGUGGCAUUUGCGUUCAAUUUGCAACUUCGUGUCCUAAAAACUAUCCAGUGUUGAAAAAUGGCACAAAUAGUUCAAGUGUGUAAUGUUGCCUUGGUUGUUUUAAUACUGCUUAGCGGCAGUCAAGUGUCAGAACAGGCAUCCACAUUACUACAGGAUCUGUCACGAUUUACUCGAGCCAUCGAUGCACAAGAAGAAAAAUGCACAGAUAAUACAGCUUGUGGAUGGGCGAUUUAUAAACCGUUCACUAGAGCAAUCGAAAACUAUAUGCGAAAUACAUGCACUUGCCCAGAACAUAUGAAAUGCAUUCGUACCGAUGACGAUUUGUCCAUCAGUGCGUUCGUCUACCGGUGCAGGAAAAUGCAGAGCUAGGAUGCGUUCUCGCCUGAACAACUGAACGACUCCUUUUGGACCACGCUUCCGUCUGUACAAUAGUUCUUAAAAUAACCAUUCAGUUCUUCUACUAUAAGCUUUACACUAUUUAAAAACCUCCCUCACCUGCUAUUUAAUUUAUAUUUUAUGGAAAUAUGUAUGUUUCAUUCGAAUAACAUUCAGUCAUUAUUUAAAAACAACUACAGGAUCAACAUACGGUAAUGACCUUUUCACGAUUAUGUUUACUAGAAAAUCCUGUAGAACUCAAUCCAUCUACAAGUAACAGAAAAUAGCUUCUAAGUGAAAGAAAUGAAAAGACACAAGACAGUAAAAAUAACUAUUAGUUUGUAAGAAUUGUCAAACAGUUCCUUUGUAAAAUGGAUUAGUAAUCAAUGUUAAUUAGCAGUUAAUUUGUAACACGUUUAUAAAACGUCUACGAAAAACACUAAAAUCUCUUUUUAAAAGAUCCCAGUUAAUUUAUACCAACAAAUCUAUUCUAUACCAUCAGAAAUAACAAAUUAUUCGGGUUAUUCGCUACUAUGGUCACCUAUGCUAACAUGUCAGAAAUAAUUGCGAAAGUAAUAGCAUACAACUAAGACGUAUCCCAUCGAUCUAUCACUUCAUAUACCGUACAGAUAAAUACUCCAUUCACAUCAAUUGACAUUUCUGGCGACACAUAAUAAGUGGUUAAUGUUAUAUUUUGAUUAGAAACAGCAGACACGACGACGAAACGCAGCUAUUGUAGUGUUAGAAACGUACUUAAAAUUUUACCCAUGAGCUUUCCGUAUUACCCUCCAACCUGCUACAGAAAGCGCGCAAAUUAACAUUGAUACUAAAAAAAGAAAACAACCCAGCCGGACCACUCUUUCUGGUUUAUCAGUAGCAGUACAGUGCAGUAUUCACAAUACCAACAGCCACAGUUGUCAUAUACAUUCAAGAAUUUAUGAUCAACAUACACUAUAGUGCCAAAGCCACAUUGGUAUCGCCUAUCACUGGACACUCAAAGAAUGUAAAUCAGUAUUUGAAGAAAUAGAAAAAUUUACGCACAUCAUCAGAACAUUAUCGCUACAAAUAAAGAGACAACUUUUUAUAAAAAAUAAUGAACUAGAUUAAGCUUGAUAUUUGUUACGACUGUUUCAGACAUGUUGUAUUGAUAAUGAUGAUUUUGACAAGGUAAAAUAAAUAAAUUGAUUAAACGAA
Molecule: messenger RNA, 1790 nt
Organism: Topomyia yanbarensis
Lineage: Eukaryota; Metazoa; Arthropoda; Insecta; Diptera; Culicidae
Exons: 3
Coding region: 279-590 (103 amino acids)
Source: RefSeq, a predicted model, not a curated record